Molecule: messenger RNA, 2255 nt
Organism: Ectocarpus siliculosus
Lineage: Eukaryota; Phaeophyceae; Ectocarpales; Ectocarpaceae
Source: the annotation of a GenBank genome assembly
AUGAUUUCACCAAGGAAUUCCGAAUGGAUUCACGCCCUCGCUGGGAGCGCCGACAGCGUUAUCUCCUCCACUUUCUUUUCUUCGCGUAUCCAUCUGUCUAUUCUCUUGGCGAGUUCACAUACCCCGUUCUACCCCCCCCACACCCCCCCACACACCCACACCUCCUGCGGGGUCUCCCCCCAACAGUUUGGUAAGGUGUCGACAUCCCCUGCGGAGUAUGAUUUUAUCGUCGUCGGAGGCGGACCAGCUGGCUCGGUAUUAGCUAGAAGGCUUUCCGACGAACCGAAGAAUCGUGUUCUCUUGCUGGAGGCCGGGAUGCCGAGUCAGUACGAAAUCGGGGGGCAGGACUUCUUGUCGAAUCCGCUGACGCCGUUCGAUAUCCCGCUCAUGUGGUCGAGCGUCUCGCACAUGAAGGAGGAGCACCAGAACGCCCUCGUCGCGAAAGCUCUUGGUGGCUGCGGCAUCCACAACGCCAUGCUCUACGUCCGUGGGCUGGAGUCCGACUUCGCCAAGUGGGACGUGGAAGGGUUCGACUACGCCUCCGCGGUGGAAACCUGGAAAAAGAACGAGAACUACACGGGGCGGGGACCCCUCCCCGAGUGGCACGGACGAGGCGGGCCGAUCGCGACGUCGCCCCCGGACUUUAUAGAUGAGGUGGCCCCCUUUUUUUUGGACAGCUGCGAAGGGGCGGGUAUCAGGUUGACCGAGGAUUUCAAUAAGCCUGGAGGACGGGAAGGAGCGGGAUAUUACCAUUUUGCUGUCCGAGAUGGAGUGCGAGAUAGCGCAGCGAGGGCAAUGCUAGGCGACAUCGUGAUGGGCAGGGACGUCCGCACAAACGUUGACAUUGUGACGGGAGCUCACGUCAGCAAGGUGUUGAUCGAGGAUGCUCAACCGGUGCCGACAGAGUCCGAGGAUGAUGGUGACACCGUGGCGUCACUUUCAGAAGGAAAAGGUGGCCGCACAGUACCAGCGGCGACGGGGGUCGAGUUCGUGCUUGAUGGAAAGGUCGAACAAGUCAAUAUUGCCGCUCCCGGGUCGCACGGGCGCGCGGGAUCGGCUGUUGUCGUGACGGCCGGGGCGCUGCAUACGCCCAAGCUGCUGAUGACAUCCGGAAUCGGGGACAAGGCUGAGUUAGAGGCACAUGGCCUUGGUUGCAUUGCUGAUGUCCCAGAGCUUGGCAAGAAUCUACAGGAUCACGCAAGCGUUGGUGUGAUGUACAUGCUGGGACCCGAUAUUUUGAAGCUUAUGCCUUCGGCCUACACGGUCGCCCAAGAACUGGAGAGAUAUAAAAUGGGGGUGCUCAAGGCGUUCGACCUUGACUUCCCCCCCGGUGUGACGAUCGGAGGAGUUGAUUCUGAUGACCUCACGAACGGGGAACAGAACGCCCCGUCUAUCUUCAGCUCUGCAGGACUCAGUGCGGGAGCGUUCCUCAAGUCCCCGUACGAGUCGCAUCCAGCGGGAUCGAACGAUUCUGCUCCAGACAUUCAGUGUAGUUGUCUGCCCCUAAUUCCAUCCGUUCCUGUCUCCGACUCGUUCUGGCCGAAACAACAGCUGACAGUAUUCCCAAGGGUGACGGAGCCCCACAUUCUCGCCCUCGCGAACAUAAGACCAUCGCCGCAGGCCCCGCCCAUGAUGCUCGUGACGGUCUCCGUGCUGGACCCCGAGGGUCGAUGCGUCGUUCGAUUAAACGAGGAUGACCCGCACCGGGGCAACCCACACAUCGAACGUGACCAGCGGGAGGGGGAGCCCGACCCACUGAGCGAGCUAGACGCGAAGAAGCUGGCGUGGGGGGUGGGGCAAGUACGCAGAAUAGCGCAGACCUCUCCUCUCCUGGAGGAACUCCGGGGAGAGGUUUAUCCUGGCCCCGGGGUGAGCGGUGCCGCCGAUGACACCGCCGGCGAAGACGUCGAUCUGGUGGGCUGGGUCAAGCAGCACGUGUACAGCAACAGCCACUGGUGCGGGACGGCCCGUAUGGGCAAGGCGUCCGAUCCGAAGAGCGUGGUGAACGAGAGGAUGAAGGUAAUCGGUGUCGACAACCUUUUCGUGGGCGAUGCUUCUGUGCUACCCUACAUCCCCAACGGGAACGUGCACUCCACGGUGGUCCUCGUGGCCACGAAGCUGGCUAGUUUCCUGGUAGCCGAUGCUGCCACUGUCCGCAAGGGCAAGGCAGGAGAUCAUCGUGAGUAGGCCGAGUGGUAUUGUGACCCUUACUUGGAGUCCUGAGUGUUUAUAUGAUUGGAUCGGCGGUGGUUCUG